AUGUUUGAAGAGUUCAAGAAAGACAUGUCAAAUGAAUUUGAGAGAACAAAUAUGGGGCUCAUGGCAUAUUAUCUCGACAUCAAAGUAAAGCAAGAAGACAAAGGAAUUUUUAUCAUCCAAGAAGGCUAUGCCAAAGAAGUCCUUAAGAAGUUUAAGAUGGAUGAUUCCAAUCCAGUUGGCACCCCAAUGGAAUGUGGCAGCAAGUUGAGUAAGCAUGAAAAUGGAGAGAUUAUGGAUCCAACUCUUUACAAAAGUUUGGUUGGAUGUCUGCGUUACUUGACAAGUACAAGGCCGAAUACUCUCUAUGUUGCAGGAGUCGUAAGUCGCUACAUGGAAGCUCCAACAACAACUCACUUCAAGGCAGAAAAAAUAACCCUUCGAUACAUCAAAGGUACAACAAACUUUGACUUGCACUAUUACUCUUCUAACAAUUAUGAGAUUAUUGGCUAUAGUGAUAGCGAUUAG
Messenger RNA from Lathyrus oleraceus (garden pea), 465 nucleotides. RefSeq lists its product as uncharacterized. NCBI's taxonomy places the organism in Eukaryota, Viridiplantae, Streptophyta, Magnoliopsida, Fabales, Fabaceae. The transcript has a single exon. The record is from RefSeq and is a predicted model, not a curated record. Bases 1 to 465 code for a protein of 154 amino acids.